CCAUCGAGCGCGCGCUCCUAGCCAGCCGUAGCUAUGGAUGACUCGGAGCCCGACGGUCCAAAUGGGAGACUUGAAGAUGGACGAAAACGAAAACGACGCGGACAAUUGCAAGCACCGAGUGAUUCAAAAAAGAGUCUAGAUGACAAGAUGCAACAGCUGCUAGAGCAACACAGCACGAUGCUUGCUGUUUUCGCUUCUAGGAAGACACGUGUGUAUGCAGCCAAGACACAGUGUGACAAGGAUAUUAAUGCUAUGGUGGACUACAUGUUGAGAAUAGACGACGAGACGCUGACUGCGGAUUUGUUACCAGUUUUGUUAUCAAUUGUGCAGGUGGGAAAGGGCCAUAAUAACGUUGAUAUGCCUUCUCUAUCUAUGGGAGCUUGCUUAGAGCUUCUUCCACUCCUUCAUCCAUUACUUGACUCAGAGCAUGAAAGCUAUGUGAUCAAGGCCACAGACUUUCUACUAGCUAUUGUUAAACACUGGUGGAAUGAUUUUCUGGUCAUGACAACAGGAGCUAACAAGACGGGUCUAGAAGCGAGCUUGAGUACUCCAGGUGUAUACACAUCUCUUGUGGCUAUGACAGACAAAGUAGGCAAAUUUGUUGAGAAAAAGUCAAAAGUGGGAACCAAAGCCAAGGCAUUGUUUGACAUGCUGUUGCAGUUACAAUGAAUACCGGUCUAAUAGAAGGUCACUUGAACUACAUAUUUAUAAUUUUCAAUAGCUAAACAGUUUGCUGUAGUUAGUUGUAUGUGUGAAUAGAUGGCUAUGGCUAUGACUGUGUGAUUGCCACUAUAGAUUGUAUUUACUAAUUUUAAAAGUUAUCUGUAUUUUGUUGGACAUCACUACACUGUACAAAAAAGUUGCA
Corticium candelabrum is the source of this 865-nucleotide messenger RNA. Its product is annotated as KATNB1-like protein 1. Gene Ontology annotation, molecular function: microtubule binding. The record is from RefSeq and is a predicted model, not a curated record. Bases 34 to 669 code for a protein of 211 amino acids. Gene Ontology annotation, cellular component: nucleolus. The transcript has 9 exons. NCBI's taxonomy places the organism in Eukaryota, Metazoa, Porifera, Homoscleromorpha, Homosclerophorida, Plakinidae.